AUGGUGAACGCAAAGACUCAGCUGGCCUGUGUCCUGGCACUGGCAUUGGCGGUCCUCCGAAGUCCGGUCUUCGUGAGCCCCGCAGUCCAAACACGUCGCCAAGUCCUCACCGCGGCGGUAGGUCUUCCAGUGGCCGUCUUCCAGGCAGAGUCCGCCUUCGCCAGCGCUGCCUGUGAUGCCGCGGAUUUGGAGAAGUACAGCAAGCUGAAGGUCCAAUGGGACAAUGCCAUGAAGACCUUUUUGCUGGAAGAUCCACCGGGCGGAACUUGGGAAGACAGGUGCAUCCGGCGGUUUGGGAGCUCUCAGUUCCCCAAGGACGCAGGCGAGAAAUGCAUGGCGAAGCGCGUGUCCCAGGCCACCGGGCUCUCACCGGGUUGCAGCGCCUGCUGGGGUGCCCUGACACAGUGCACCUACGACAAUUGUGCCUCGCUCUGCUUGGAUGCGAAGUCCUCCCCGUGCAAGCAAUGCAUUUCCAAUACCUGCGCCGCGAGCUUUGAGAGUUGCUCAGGCAUCAAGCUCUGA
Molecule: messenger RNA, 522 nt
Organism: Symbiodinium sp. CCMP2592
Lineage: Eukaryota; Dinophyceae; Suessiales; Symbiodiniaceae
Source: the annotation of a GenBank genome assembly